GCAACACCAGGACGCCUCACACGCACGCACGACGCUAGGGGAGAUGUGCAGUAUACUACCGCUGAGGCAGCCGUUGCCGACUGUCGCCGACACAAACAACUUGCAACAUGGCCUCUCCGAUCCAGCUCGUGCUGUUUGGACCACAGCAACCCCGCUGGACGCACGAGCGCCUCCAGACGUUACAAACGAGCCUCGUCACCGAUCCGAGUCUGCGCUUCCUGCAGAUUUGUCUGGAGGAGCUGGACGUGUUCCUAGAUGCGACGCCCCUCGCGCGCAUUGUCGGUGCGGCACAGCCAGUGGGACUAGUCGAUUUUGCGCGUGGGGGCCAAAUCCCGCAGCCAGACACCCUUGCGAACGCCCAACUAGCCGUUUUGACCGUUGUAUAUCAGACCAUCGAGUGGCAUCGAUUCGCCACAGCCCAUGGCCAUGACGGAGCGGUCGUGCAAGGGUUUUGCAUCGGUUUCUUGACCGCUGCCGUCGCUUCAUGCACUACCGACAGUCAUGACGACUUUGAACUUUACGCGGCGAGCGCCAUCCGGUUGGCUGCCUGCGUCGGGCUCAUCGUCGACGCCGAAGAUGCCGCUCAUUCCCUGCCAGAUCAAGCGACCAUUAUUUCGGUCCGUUGCCACAGCCUCUCCGACCGGACAAUGCUCGCGGCAACGCUGGAUUCGUUUGACCAGACAUACAUUUCAUGCGUAACCGACGACCGCACCCUCACGGUCACUGUCCCAAAUCGCCACCUGGAAGCGUUAACAUCAAGGCUGGAUCGAGAAUCCAUCCCCGUGGUAUCCAUUGGUUUGACCGGGUCCUAUCACCACCCGAAGCAUUCCAAUGCCGCUCAACAACUGAAGGAAAUUUGCGCGGAGACGCUUGGCCUGCAGUUGCCCUCUGCCGAGCAUCUUCGGCGGCCCCUACGUUCCACUGCAGAGACCGAGCUGAUCACAAGCGGUCUUCUGCACGAAAUCGCCAUCGAAUUGAUCCUUUGCAAACGUGCGAAUUGGUUUCAGACGGUCAAAAGUGCGCUCAAAGGCCUCCCUAGUCAUGUCCAAUUGGUGUCAGUGGGUACUGAAGCUCACAUUCCGCCGUCUCUCUCCAAUGCUAGGAACCUGCAAUCUGAGACUUCGCAAUCACAUCAUGAAGAGAUUGCUGUAAUCGGCAUGUCAUGCCGCUUUCCUCAAGCCGAUACGCUCGAAGAGUUCUGGGAACUCAUAAGCUCUGGAAAAACUGCGUUCGGCUCCCUACCCGCAACUCGUUUCGACCCAGCUUCUCUAUGGAGAGAGCCCAAUCUGCCCGAGUACUGGGGCAAUUUCUUGCGGAAACCGGAUGUUUUCGAUCACCGCUUCUUUGGUAUCUCAGGGCGUGAAGCUAAAUCCAUGGACCCACAGCAAAGACUGGCCUUGCAAGUAGCCUACGAAGCUAUGGAGUCGGCCGGGUAUUGUAGCUUACCUUCAGUUGCCCAAGAAAAGAAUGUCGGUUGCUAUCUUGGUGUCGGCGCUGUGGAUUAUGAGGGCAACAUCGCAUCUGAGAAUGCGAACGCUUUUUCGGCGACCGGAACACUGCGGGCCUUUAUUCCUGGGCGCAUCAGUCAUUUCUUUGGCUGGACCGGGCCCUCCAUAACGUUUGAUACGGCAUGUUCAUCCUCGGCCGUUGCGAUAUCCAGUGCAUGCAAGGUGAACUGCUCUAUGGCCAUUGCUGGAGGCGUGAACGUCAUUACUAGCCCAAACCUUCAUCAAAAUCUCUCAGCGGCCUCUUUUCUCAAUCCCAGUACCACUUCGCGCGCUUUUGAUGCUUCCGCGGCCGGCUAUUGUCGAGGCGAAGGGGCUGGCGUUGUUGUCCUCAAGCCCUUGUCCAAGGCUAUAGAAGCUGGAGACAACAUUCUCGCGGUUAUUGCCGGUUCUGCCAUCAAUCAAAGCUCUAACGUUAGCCCUAUCACAGUCCCCGACUCUCAAUCCCAGAGCGCAUUGUAUCAACGCGCCCUUAAAUCAGCUCGGCUUGAUCCAAUGAGUGUGCAAUACGUCGAGGCCCACGGGACGGGAACGCAGGUCGGGGAUCCUAUCGAAUACGAAAGUGUCAAACUUGCUUUGACAGGAAAUCGAGACGAUCGUCUAUCCUUGGGUUCGGUGAAGGACAAUAUUGGGCACGCGGAGGCAGCAUCAGGAGCUGCUGGAAUCGUAAAGGUCAUCUUAAUGAUGCAGAAGAGGAAGAUCCCGAAACAAGCAAAUUUUGUCACCCUCAAUCCGCGAAUAACCCCAUCCGACAUGAUACAGGUGCCAAUGGCAACCCAAUUGUGGCAUACAUCCCGACCGGUAGCUCUGCUCAACAACUACGGUGCUUCAGGCAACAACGCGGCGGUUGUGCUACGCGGUUUUGAACAUACUCCCUGCACGACACCAGAACCAGGAAUCUAUCCGAUGGUUAUCUCAGCAAAAUCCCACAACAGCUUGAAGGCAUAUUUGAAUGAGCUCAAGAGCUUCACAUCCAGGGCUGAUGUUGCACUACAAGAUAUUUCGUAUUCCCUUGCACGACGCCAAAACCCAACGUUUGAAUAUCGGGUGGCCUUCAUGGCACGGAGUACUGCUGAUAUGGUCACGAAAUUGGACCAUGCAAUAGUCCAUGCUAAUGUGUCCGCUUCGCCGUCGGACGAGUGUGCAGCCAUUUGUCGAGAGCUAGGUCUUCCAGAUAUAUUAAGUGACAUCUUCUCCGGGAAACCAAUCCAAGACCUGGUCCAGCUCCAUUGUAUGCUGCUUGCAAUGCAGAUAUCAUACGCUAGGACAUGGAUCGAUUGUGGGAUGCAAAUCAACUCAAUGAUCGGACAUAGCUUCGGCCAAAUCUCGGCUUUAUGCGUCGCCAACUCUAUCUCCACACGAGAUGCUUUCCGUUUCAUAGGCGGACGCGCUCGGCUAAUCUGUGACAAAUGGGGGCCGGACUGCGGUGCCAUGAUGUCAAUUGAAUGCGAUCGAUCAGAUCUGGAAACCCUGGUCAGUCGCAUCAAUGCCAGCAAUGAAUCAAAGGUGGAUAUUGCCUGUUACAAUGGUCCUCGAAGCUUUGUGCUGGCCGGUAAUACCCCGUCGGUUGACAAGUUAGAAGGAGCAUGCUACUCAUUCAAAACAACCCGCUUGCGAAACACUCACGCAUUUCAUUCUUAUGCAGCAGACAGCAUUAUGGACGAAUUGAAGGAUCUCGCCAGGUCUAUUGUUGUUCGAUCACCAGACAUCCACGUCGAGACUUGCUCGCGAGACGGGAGCCAGACGGUACUCUCGGCAAUGGCACUUUCGGAACACACCAGAGAACCAGUAUACUUCUCGGACGCUGUUCAGCGACUUGCAGCCCGCUUGCCCUCGGCCGUCUGGCUCGAAGCCGGAAGUGAAACCCCUGUUAUUUCCAUGGCUCGGCGCGCUCUUGCUCAGUCCACGGGGGCCCACAAAUUCUUGCCUGCAGAGUUUGGAACAGAUAAUCCCGUGGAGAAACUGGCGGAGGUGUCGUGUCAGCUCUGGAGUGCCGGGAUCAGAACUCGGCUUCCAUUUUGGCCAUUCUAUGGACGGCACCGAGCUGAUCACGUCAAUCUCCCACCCUAUCAAUUUGAGCAGACAAAACAUUGGAUCCCAUAUGACCCUAGUCCAGCAUCCGCGAUUCAACCGACCAAAGCUCCUAUAGGUGCUCUAGUGAGCAUGGUUGGGGGUAUGGAUCAUGAUGGGGGAUACACGUUCGCUGUGGACACGUCAAACACCGUAUUCGAACUUGCCACUAGUGGGCAUGCCGUUGCUGGCCAGAGUCUCUGCCCUGCUUCUAUGUACAUUGAGAUUGUCGCUCGGAGCGCAAUACUUCUAUUGGACUCCGUAAAAGAUGCCCUUCUUCCUCCCUACAUUGAGGAUUUGGUUAUGUCUGCACCCCUGGGGUUUGCAUCAGAUCUGUUCCUUCGACUCCUGCCUAUAAAGUCUACUGCAUGGGUCUUCACCAUCUUCAGCAACUCAUCGAUUUCCGAGAUAACCGAGCAUGGAAAGGGUCGAAUCCACCUGCCGAACUCCGGGGAUGUUGUAUACGAAACGCAAUUGAAGCUUCUUCAGAGGAUGAUCACCACGUCAAGCAUAGAUCGUGUCAUGAACUCUCCAGCAGCUACUAGUAUCGGGGGUCCUAUCAUCUAUCAGCUCUUCUCUGAGAUUGUCGAGUACAAAUCCUACUACCGUGCGGUAAAAUCUGUUUCUGCCCUUGGCAAUGAGGCUGUUGGCCACGUCGAUAUUUCUGAGGUUGCACAACCAAUCAAUAACAGAUCAACCCUCUGCAACCCUAUCGAACUUGACAACUUCCUCCAGGUAGCCGGUAUACAUAUCAAUUGUCUCUCAUCCCGUCGGAAAAGCGAAGUUUUCAUGUGUACUGCGAUCGACGAAGUCAUACUGGCCCCAUCCUUUGGAGCUGCAACGGCAACCACCAAGAAUUGGAAAGUUUACUCUCGUUACGAGAGAGUCAAAGAUGGAGUUGUGACGAACAACAUCUUUGUCUAUGACUUCACCGACAAACUGGUAGCGGCCAUGACAGGAGUGACAUUCCGCAGCGUCAACAUCAAGUCUCUGGUGCGUAGCCUGAGUCGGGUCGGCCUGCUGAGCAAUCCCCUUCCUAUUAUCGCCAAGGAGGAUGUGGACUUGUUACAGGCGGAUUCUGGAUAUCAAUCCACCAGUCCGGUGAUGUCAAUCUUUCCUGAACCAGAUCAGGACUCGCAACCUGUUUCUCGUACAGAGGCUGAACAGCCACGUUCAUCAUCAAGUUCGGAGCCGGAAAGUAUGCUGACGCGACUCCGAAGCUUGUUGAGCGAUGUAAUCGAAGUGCCUUUGGAUGAGGUGGCACCCUCAUCUAGCCUUGAAAACCUUGGCAUCGAUUCUCUACUAGUCACUGAGGUUCUUUGGGAGAUCCAACAGCGUCUGAACAUCCGUGUUACCCAGGAGCAGAUUAUGGGCUGCGAGGAUGUUCUCUCCCUUUCCGAUGUCAUCGAAGGCCAGACACGACCGCACGUCACGCCUUCUUCUGCAUCCUCGGGUAGUCCUGCCGUCACCGAAGUGGUGAGAGUCGAGGAUGCGGCAGUUUCCAAAAGUACACGAAACUUCGGCUCCUUGGCUCAGGAGUGUUUCUCUCAAUUCAAAAGUUCUUACGACACUUACGCCGAACGAACAGGCUUCUCGGGGUUCUAUGCCGGACCCUUCGUCAGUCAAUCCCAGCUCGUUCUUCGAUAUGUAGUGGAUGCUUUUGAAGCCUUAGGAUGCGGAAUCGAAAACCUUCCGGUGGGAGAAAACAUACCCAUCAUCCCACACGUUGAAGCGCAUCAAAACUUGAUACCCCAGCUGUACAUGAUUCUCGAGGAUGCAGGGCUGGUGGCUCGAAGCAAAGACGGAUCACUCCAGCGCACAGAAAUUCCGGUACCGUCUGUUGCGACGUCAAGCUUGCUUAGUGAACUUCUGAAGAAAUAUCCCCAGCACACUUCUGAGAUGAAAUUGCUCCAUACUACUGGUCAUCAACUCGCGGAUUGUUUAUCCGGGUCUGUAGAUCCCAUUUCUCUAAUUUUCCGGGAUGCAUCCGCUCGUGCACUGCUCGAGGAUGUCUACACAAAUGCGCCUAUGUUCAAAGCAGGCACUCUCUUGUUGGCACAAUAUCUCUCUUCCGUGGUUGCCCGAUCAGGAGCGGGCCGCAAACUCAAGAUCCUCGAGCUUGGCGGUGGAACUGGAGGUACAACAAAAGAGAUAGUAGCCACCCUCGCCAAUCUGACCUCAGGUUCAGAGCUGACCUAUACUUUCACGGACUUAUCUUCGUCACUGGUUGCUUCGGCUCGCAAGAAGUUCUCUCAGUGGAGUUUUAUGCGCUAUUCUGUUCUCGACAUUGAGAAGUUGCCUGACCCGGAGCAUUUAGGUCAAUACGACAUCAUCAUCUCGACAAACUGUAUCCACGCGACUCAUGACCUCACUAGGUCUACCACGCAUAUUCAAAGAAUGCUCCGACCAGAUGGAAUUCUGUGUCUUAUAGAAUUAACGCGCAACCUGUUCUGGUUUGACCUCGUCUUUGGGUUGUUGAGCGGAUGGUGGCUUUUCAAUGAUGGAAGAACCCACGUUCUGGCUGAUGAAAAUCGGUGGAAACGAAGUCUGAGCGAUGCAGGGUUCCAAUGGGUUGACUGGAGCGAUGGCCCUUCGGAGGAGUCCAAUCUUCUGCGCCUCAUCACAGCGUCCCCGUCAGCACCGCCCACUUCACUAGUCCAGAAGGAAACAGUCACGUUCAAAAGGAUAGACGGCUUAGACCUUGAGGCAGAUAUAUACUUCCCGGCUAAGGUGGCGAACUCCGAGAAACCUCUCCCUAUUGCAUUGAUGAUUCAUGGAGGUGGUCACGUCAUGCUCUCUAGAGAUGACAUACGUCCGAAUCAAACUGAACUAUUGUUACAACAUGGAUUUCUUCCAAUCAGUAUUGACUACCGACUUUGUCCGGAAGUAGCCUUGCUUGAGGGGCCUAUGUCAGAUGUUGCAGACGCGCUGCAAUGGGCAAGAACGGUCCUCCCUAGUAUCACCCUUAGCCGAAACGAUGUCAGGGUGGACGGUAGUCAGGUCGUCGCUGUCGGCUGGUCGACAGGUGGGACAUUAGCGCUAUCGCUCGGAUGGACCAGUAUGGAAAGAAGAAUAGCCCCUCCAGAGGCCAUACUCGUUUUCUACUCCCCACUGGACUACGAAGAUCCAUUCUGGAUGCAGCCAAAUAUACCUCUUGGUUCCGAGGCCUCCACUACGUAUGAGCUGGAUGAGACUAUUUGGGAUGCAGUGCGCGAGCAACCAAUGACGCGAUGGAAUGUCUCACCCUCGAAGCGAGCACUGGGCGGCUGGAUGACGCCAAGCGACCCGCGCAGUCGACUGGCUUUGUACAUGAACUACCACGGACGCACGUUGCAUGUCCUGCUCAAUGGCCUUGAUCCUUAUUCCCGAGAGGCGCCGGUGACGCCAACAGAGGCAGAGAUCCAAGCGGUAAGCCCAUUGGCUCAAGUUCGUAAUGGAACCUUCCAUACUCCCACCUUCGUCGUACAUCCAACAGAAGAUGACCUCAUACCAUGGGCCCAGGCGGAGCGAAUGGAAGAAGCCCUCAGGCAGCAUGGUGUUGAAAGUCAUUUACGCCUUGUAGAUGGUGUUCCCCAUCUCUUCGAUAUGUACCGUGAGUAUCAGAAACAGGAAAGACUGCAAGAGAUUAUUCGAGAAGGAUAUAAGUUCUUAUUGUCGCACGUAUCAUAG
Molecule: messenger RNA, 7244 nt
Organism: Paraphaeosphaeria sporulosa
Lineage: Eukaryota; Fungi; Ascomycota; Dothideomycetes; Pleosporales; Didymosphaeriaceae
Product: ketoacyl-synt-domain-containing protein
Exons: 4
Coding region: 108-7244 (2378 amino acids)
Biological process (GO): fatty acid biosynthetic process; secondary metabolite biosynthetic process
Molecular function (GO): 3-oxoacyl-[acyl-carrier-protein] synthase activity; fatty acid synthase activity; hydrolase activity
Source: RefSeq, a predicted model, not a curated record